AUGAGUGAUCAAAAUACUGAACAAAGCCAGCCUUUUGCAGAUAUAUUUGCUGCCAUCGCAAUGAUGCUCAAAGAUAGGUAUCCAAUAUUCUGCUCAGUUUUUGCACCUCAAGAGAAUUUCAAAAAAAAUGACCUCAAUUUACAAGAUGAUUUCCCAGAUUACGAACUAAAAGAUCAAGACUAUAAUUAUAGCACCGAAACUACCUCUAAUUUAGCUGAAUACGAAAAAUAUGAUUUCGAUAUUAUUUAA
Trichomonas vaginalis G3 is the source of this 249-nucleotide messenger RNA. RefSeq lists its product as uncharacterized. Lineage: Eukaryota; Parabasalia; Trichomonadida; Trichomonadidae. The transcript has a single exon. The record is from RefSeq and is a predicted model, not a curated record. Bases 1 to 249 code for a protein of 82 amino acids.